CGUCUAGCGAUUCCGUCUGAGAAACGGACGCGGACGUUUAUCGGACGUUGUUAUGCGUUUCUCAGCUGGUUUUCAGCUGGUUUACAGACGUAUAUAGACGUUCAUAGACGUUGACAGACGGAGCUGGCCGUUUUAGACUUUGGACAUGUUCAAAGUUUCCAACGUCCAGCUAACGAUCGCGAUGGACGGUUCUCAAACGUUACUCACACGUUUGUUGGCCGUUUUCACCGUUAUUCAGACGGAACAUUACCGGUGUUUAGACUGUACACGGCCGUUAGGCAGACGGACAGUUCGUCUACCUACAGCCAAGGAACGCAUUAAACGUCCAUGGAACGGUUAAACCGACAAGAAAACAGCCGAAUAACGUCAAAGAAACGUCCACUCAACGAACACUCGACCGCCCGAAGACCGUUUAAGUAACGGUAGAAACGGAUGGAUACGGAUUGAGGAACGUCUAUUAACGUCUAAUAAAGUCUAAAUAACGGUCGAAACGAACGUAAAACGUUUGAGAAACGACUUGACAACGAUUAAGAUUGGCGGGUUCUAGCUGACAAAGUUUUGGGCCUGCAUACUCUUCAUUUACUCAUCCGCUUUCAAUCGGAAUGGAUGACUAUUCAGAUGAGGUGGCACUUAUGCAGGCACAGCUUGAUGUGCAAGUUGCCAGAAUAAAUCUUUAUACAUAUGCUGUUCAAAGACAAAGGGCAAGGCUCAGACAGCAGAAGAAGCGAAGGCGCAGAUUCUGGUUUCGCCCAUGGCUUGGCAUCGAGAGGCGGAGGAGUUUUGGUCUUUACGACCAGUUGAUGGUCGAGCUGCGAGCUGAAGAUCACAAUUCCUUCUGCAAUUUCAUGCGGAUGCCACCGGAUAUGUUCAGUGAGAUCCUUCGCAGAGUCGGACCAAGAAUCACCAAGAAGCAUACAUGGUUCAGGGCCCCUAUUGAGCCUGGAAUGAAGUUAGCUAUAACACUUCGACAUUUGGCAUCAGGGGCCAAGUAUAUGGACAUGCGCUACGGAUGGAGGGUUCCGCAUAACACAAUCUCAAAAAUUGUGAGAGAGGUUUGUGGGGCGAUCGUGGAUGAGUACAUGAACGAAGUGAUGGCAGUGCCAACAUCACCUGAAGAGUGGAGGGUCAUCGCAGAUGGCUUUCGCACAAAAUGGAACUUCCCUCACACGCUUGGUGCAUUGGAUGGUAAACAUGUUGCAGUUCGGUGUCCACCAAAGUCUGGUUCAACGUACUUCAAUUACAAGAAGUUUUUUUCCAUAGUGUUGCUAGCUCUGGUAGAUGCGGAUUACAAGAUCAUCUGGGCCGACAUUGGAGGUCGUGGGGCAGCAUCAGAUGCCCAGAUCUGGAACGAUUCCGAUUUGAAGGGGCAACAGAGUCUGGAGAAAUCAACCAUCCCCCGCCAGAUCCUCUCCCAAAUGACACUCAGUCCGUCGAUUGGUUCUAUAUAGGUGAUGAUGCGUUCGGUUUACGCAACUUCAUGCAGAAACCGUUUUCCCAAAGAAGUCUCACCAGAGAAGAACGUAUCUUCAACUACCGGCUGUCGAGGGCUCGCAGGGUGUCAG
This is a messenger RNA of Pecten maximus, 1562 nucleotides long. RefSeq lists its product as uncharacterized. The coding region runs from base 603 to 1448 and encodes 281 amino acids. The transcript is spliced from 3 exons. The record is from RefSeq and is a predicted model, not a curated record. NCBI's taxonomy places the organism in Eukaryota, Metazoa, Mollusca, Bivalvia, Pectinida, Pectinidae.